Molecule: messenger RNA, 1260 nt
Organism: Colletotrichum lupini
Lineage: Eukaryota; Fungi; Ascomycota; Sordariomycetes; Glomerellales; Glomerellaceae
Product: GMP synthase
Exons: 16
Coding region: 1-1260 (419 amino acids)
Biological process (GO): GMP biosynthetic process
Cellular component (GO): cytosol
Molecular function (GO): GMP synthase (glutamine-hydrolyzing) activity; GMP synthase activity; ATP binding
Source: RefSeq, a predicted model, not a curated record
AUGCAAGCAUACAUGAGUCACUUCGACAAGUUGGUGGCUCUUCCCGAAGGAUUCACCGUCGUUGCAAGCACGGCAAACUCUGAGUAUGCCGGAAUCGCCCACCAGACCAAGCCAAUUUACGGCGUCCAAUUCCACCCUGAGCUGGAGCACACACCUCGCGGUAGUGAGAUCCUGAAGAACUUCGCCGUUGAUAUCAGUGGCGCCAGACCCAACUGGGUGAUGGAGGAUUUCAUUCAGAAGGAGAUCAUCCGCAUCAGACACCUUGUCGGCGACAAGGCACAGGUCAUCGGCGCUGUCUCUGGAGGUGUCGACUCCACUGUCGCCGCCAAGCUUAUGAAGGAAGCGAUUGGCGACCGCUUCCACGCCAUCCUCGUCGACAACGGUAAGCACUCCAGCACCAUAAUCAGCGCGUACCGGUAUACUGAGUUCAUUGUGAUAGGCGUCAUGCGUCUCAACGAGUGUGAGCAGGUCAAGGAGACUCUUGAGAAGCACCUUGGCAUUAAUCUCACCGUCGCUGACGGAGCUGAGUUGUUCCUUGGCCGCCUGAAGGGUGUCACCGAGCCCGAGAAGAAGCGCAAGAUCAUCGGCGCAACCUUCAUCGACCUUUUCGAAAAGGAGGCUCUUAGAUUGGAGAAGGAGGCCGAGAACACCGAGAAUGCCGGACCCAUCACUUGGUUCCUCCAGGGCACACUUUACCCCGAUCUUAUCGAGUCCCUCUCCUUCAAGGGGCCCAGUGCGACUAUCAAAUCUCACCACAACACCGGCGGACUUCCGGAGAAGAUGAAGCUCAAACUCAUCGAGCCCCUCAGAGAAUUGUUCAAAGAUGAGGUUAGAGAGUUCGGCAGACAGUUGGGCAUCCACCAAGAUCUGGUCAUGCGUCACCCGUUCCCCGGCCCCGGUAUUGCCAUCCGCAUUAUUGGAGAGGUGACACCCGAGAGAGUCGCCAUUGCCCGUGCUGCCGACAACAUCUUCAUUUCUAUGAUCAAGGAAGCCGGAAUCUACAAUGAGAUGUCCCAAGCAUAUGCUGCUGUGGACUCCAACAAGGCUGUUGGAGUUCAAGGUGAUGCCAGAGUUUACGGCUACAUUAUCAUUCUCCGCGCCGUUAAGACUCUGGACUUCAUGUCCGCGGAGCCUUACGAGUUCGACUUCAACCUCCUUAAGAGGAUCUCGACCCGUAUCAUCAACGAAGUUGACGGCGUCGCCCGCUGCACAUACGACAUCACGUCGAAGCCCCCCGGAACGAUCGAAAUGGGUUCGUAG